AUGCCACUAAAUUCUCCUCUGUCUACGGACAUCUUAGCCAUGCCAAAUCCUGCCAAGAUUGAAAUUCCAGCUAUAAUUCCCUUCUCCGGCCUAGCCCUAACUUGGUAUACUUCGCUUCCCAAUGGAAGCAUUAAUAGCUUUGGCGAGUUCGAACCUAAGUUCCUUAGCCAUUUUAUGGCUUCCAAGAGGCAAGAGAAGUCUAACUUUCACUUGUUGAGCAUAACUCAACAAGAACGAGAAUCCUUUUCUGCUUACCUUCAACGACUCGAUAACGGAGUCUUGGCAGUAACUGAUUUAGAAACGUCUAUUGUUGUGUCAGCCUUAAUAAACGGCAUGAAAACUCACAAGUUGAAAUUCCAACUCCUGGAAAAUCAAGUCAAAACCUAUUCUAAAGCAAUGAGGCAAGCCAAUAGUUUUGUCAUUGCUUCCGACAUCUGCCAUCAAUUGGAUCCUAACUCCAAGAAAAGGAAGAGUGAUAAAAUGGCUGAGACUCAGAGGCAGAAACCCCAAAACCAAAAUCAGGUUGCAAGAAGAGGUCCCAACCAAUCCGAAGGAGAAAGAAAAUACCCACCACGGAAACCCAGAAAUGACGGUUAUGAAGCAAGGUUUAACCGAAAUAGAAGAGACAUCUUCUACGCCAUGAGAGAUGAACUACCUCCUCCUUCAACAAUCCCUACACCAAAAAAUGGAAGAAAUAUGGAUUUGUGGUGUGAAUAUCACAAGAAACAUGGGCACACACUUUCGAACUAUCAUGAAUGA
Messenger RNA from Amaranthus tricolor (Joseph's coat), 759 nucleotides. RefSeq lists its product as uncharacterized. NCBI's taxonomy places the organism in Eukaryota, Viridiplantae, Streptophyta, Magnoliopsida, Caryophyllales, Amaranthaceae. The coding region runs from base 1 to 759 and encodes 252 amino acids. The transcript has 2 exons. The record is from RefSeq and is a predicted model, not a curated record.